GGAGAAGGAGAGAUGAAGGAAGUCAAAUAGAUUAAAUACCAGUCCUUUGCAAGAAAUUCUUGAACAGCCAAAAUCCAAAGUCGACGAAAAGUUUCAGCCAGCAUCACACACACUGUGUCUGUGUUGUGUUUCUCUAGAUCAUGCUGGAAGAUGAUAUCGCUGGGGAAACACAAUAAUGUUGUCGAGGAGACCUGUUGCAUGAACCCCCUUUCAAUUGCUUCCCUUUUGAUCCAGCUUCCAGGGCUGAUUGAUGAAUUCUCCAGGGAUGCCAUCCCGACGGAGUUACAGGGCCAGCCUUCGGAAUGGCUGCUUGGAGUGUAGAAGUCGGCGAAUCAAGUGUGGGAAACAACAGCCCCAGUGCUCGUUCUGCCACAGUCGCAACCUAAUAUGCGAGUAUCUACCACCAUCGCCCACCCCGUUGGCCUGGUCCAAGAUCAAGUCGCGCUCCUCCACACCUAUACCGUCUGCGACUAUACCCUCCCCGUCCAUUGUCAAUCCGGCCUUCUUAACCCAGUACCAAGCGCUCAUGGACUCCCCCACCGCGAGGCCCCCUGCCCGGGAGCUGAACAUACAGGACCUGGAAUUGAUGAUGCAGUGGUGCACCACAACCUACCGCUCUGUCUCAAGGAAUAGCACUGUGGAAUGCAUCUGGCAGGCCGUCGUUCCGCGAGAGGCUAUGCGCCAUCCGUUCCUGAUGCAUGGGAUUCUUGCUUUGUCCGCACUCCAUCUCGCAGUCACCGAUAAUGCCGAUAUCAAGGAUCACUAUAUUCGGACCUCCAAGGAUCACCGGAAUCAGGCUCUGCUCGGCCUCACCAAGGUAUCGGGGAAAUCGAAGCCUUCCCAUUGUAACGCGACUUUUACCCUUUCGAACAUCCUAAUGAUCUUCUCCUUUGCUCUUCCGGAAAUCAUGGAGCCCUCCCCAAAUCGAUGCGUUUUAGACGAGCUCCACCAGGUUUUCCAGUCGACGAGGGAAUCGAUAGAUAUGCUGGUUAACAUCAUAGACUCGGUUGGGAAUGGAGAGCUCCGCCCGUUGCUGCAGCACGACACCUCUCACCCCCGGAUGCCGGACACUUCUCGGCUAGCAAUUAUGUCACUUGCCCGGCUAAACGCCAACCUUGCGCGCCAGGACGCGCAUCACGAGAAGGACCUGUAUGACGCCACUAUCAAACAGCUCGGAUACUCACUCGACAAAGUUUCCCAGGGCGGCGAAACGAUGAUUGUCGCCUUCCAGUGGAUUUUCCAUGUGCCGUCUCAAUACAUCGAGCUCUUCCGCCAGCGAGAGCCAUUCGCACUCGUGAUUCUGGCCCAUUACGCGGUGAUCAUCCAUUCGCUGAGGGGACACUGGUGGAUGGGCGAAUGGGGCGCCAGACUGAUCCAGGAGAUCGGUCAGUGUUUGGAUACCAACUGGAGGAACUCGCUCAGCUGGGUUCUCGAUGCGACGGGCUGCUAUAUUCCACCAGUAUGAUGAAAGCAUCCCAGCCACUCCCGAAUUGGUUUCGCAUUCCAUUCCUCGAAAGGGACUUGAGUCGCGACAUCGCAACGAUCGGAUAUCUCGGAAAGAAUUUCACGAUCGCAGCGCUGACUUUGGCCCAACUUUAACCGCUGCUGGCUGUGGGCAGGACACUCGCUAGUAAAUCGGCCUACCAGUAGGUAUACUGCUGCCGCUGGCGUCCGGAAACAACCAACUCCAACAAGCUGACUACAUACAGCCGCAGCCGCAGCCACAGCCACGCAGACAAGCGCCAGGCAACCAAGAAGCUCCUAGAUAUUACCAGCAAGAGAGGUUCAGCUGAGCCGCACCUGCGCGACAGGUAACCCAAGUCCGACCCUUUUCCCCCCCGCAGCCAC
Molecule: messenger RNA, 1848 nt
Organism: Aspergillus ochraceoroseus IBT 24754
Lineage: Eukaryota; Fungi; Ascomycota; Eurotiomycetes; Eurotiales; Aspergillaceae
Exons: 2
Coding region: 266-1465 (399 amino acids)
Biological process (GO): regulation of transcription by RNA polymerase II
Molecular function (GO): DNA-binding transcription activator activity, RNA polymerase II-specific; zinc ion binding
Source: RefSeq, a predicted model, not a curated record